UCGAUUUCCCGGAUGCGCAUUAUUUCAUUUUUGUUUUGGAUUUUGGCUUCUUAUUUUGGCCUUUUACUUUGCUUCUGCCCUUUGAAAAUCGAGUUAUUCAGCAAUUCACAAUCCAUGGCAGGAAUGAUCAACUCUGCCAUUGCAAGAAUCUUCUCUGCCACUGCAAGAAUCCUCCUUUCCUUAACCACUCGCUGCACAGCUCCGUCACACCUCUCUCAGAUUCUAGCGCAGCUUAUCGUCCACAAUCUGACCGCAAACACCACCGUCGCCGCCGCCUUCAUCUCCUCCUGCCGCGCACACAAUCUCCUCACUUCCGCUUCCUUCCCCCUCUUCAUAAACAACCACACCAGGCCCCACACCUUCGUCUGCAACACCCUCCUCAGAGCCUUCUCUCAUUCCAAUGCUCCCCACACCUCUCCAAUUAUCUACUCUCACAUGCACACAAACUCCAUUCCCGCAAAUCACUACACUUUCCCUUUCGUGCUCAAAGCCGCCGCAGAUUUGAAAUUGAUUCAAGAAGGGCAAUCGGUGCAUGCACAGAUUAUCAAAUUAGGUUUUCUGAGCGAUCUGUACGUUGGGAAUUCUUUGGUCAAUUUGUACGCUGCGGCUGCCGAUUUUGAGAUGUGUCUCAAGGUGUUCGAUGAAAUGCCCGUGAGAGAUGUCGUGUCGUGGACUGUCGUGAUCUCGGGGUUUAAGGAUUCUGGGAGGUUUAAUGAUGCGUUAUUAGUAUUUGAUAGGAUGAGAAACGAGGGUGUGAUGCCUAAUCAGGUGACUGCAGUGAAUGCUUUGGCUGCCUGCGCAGGCUCUGGAGCACUGGAUACGGGCGUGUGGUUGCACAAUUAUGUGAAGAGGAAGGAGUGGGAACUGGAUGUCAUUCUUGGCACAUCGUUGAUUGAAAUGUAUGGGAGAUGCGGGAGGAUUGAGGAAGGGUUGUGCGUUUUCGAGGAGAUGAGUGAGAAGAAUGUAUACGCAUGGAAUGCUGUCAUAAGAGGGCAAGCACUGUCCAAGAAUGGGAAAGAAGCAUUGUGGUGGUUCUUGAGAAUGGAAUGUGAAGGGAUUCAACCUAAUGCUGCUACUUUAACUGUAGUGCUCAGUGCUUGUGUGCAUAUUGGUGAUGUGGAUAUGGGGCAACGUAUAUUUUCUUCGUUACUUGAUGGGAAGUAUGGAGUUCCACCCAGUGUGGAGCACUAUAACUGUAUGGUUGAUCUCUUGGCGCGUGCUAAGUUGUUUAAUGAGGCAUGUAGGUUGAUCAAUGAGAUGCCGUUUGAACCUUCUGUGAGUAGUUGGGGAGCUUUAGCUGCUGCCUGCAGAGCUCAUGGUGCCUUUGAGUUGGCUGAAUUUGCUGCUUGGAAACUCGUGGAGUUGCAGCCGGAGGGCAGUGCGUAUUACGUUGCCUUGUCUAAUGUGUACGCAGAGAAGGGGAGAUGGAAUGAUGCAAUGAGAGUGCGAGAAUUGAUGGCUGACAGAGGACUUAAGAAGGAUAUGGGUUGCAGCAUAGUCGAAGUUUAGAAUUCAAAGCAUCCCCUUGUGCUGGAAACCUGAAGUUUUGCUUAGAUCUCGUGUUUUGACGAGGGGAACGUUGCAGCUACACUGUGAAUACGAUUACUAGAUUAUGUGCAUUAGUCGUGUUGAGUCCUUGAUUCUUGAUUAUGAAUUCUUGAAUGGUGCAAUGUAGUGAAAAUGUUAGUAAAAUUUAUAUCA
Molecule: messenger RNA, 1701 nt
Organism: Salvia splendens (bonfire salvia)
Lineage: Eukaryota; Viridiplantae; Streptophyta; Magnoliopsida; Lamiales; Lamiaceae
Product: pentatricopeptide repeat-containing protein At5g66520
Exons: 1
Coding region: 13-1509 (498 amino acids)
Biological process (GO): RNA modification
Molecular function (GO): RNA binding; protein binding
Source: RefSeq, a predicted model, not a curated record